CUCAGAUCUACAACAUUCAGUCUUCCUCAACAACUCCGAGUAACAAUCACAAAUAUAUAACUGGCCCUGAUCUUUCCUCCCAUGAGCUGUGGCUGGCACUGAAAGCAAGCAUCAAGCAUGACUGGCGACUCGAAAGCAGCAAUCCCCGAAUGGCAGCGCAAAGCCUCGUCGCUGAGCGACACCACAAGCUCCGACGACUCCUCAGCGGACGUUGACACCCCCGGCAGCGAGACACCGACAAAUUUCUCAGAAGACAGCUCUUCCGAGGCCAAGUCCAGUCUCCUAGAGCAAGCAAAGACUUUCCUCUCUGAUCCCUCUAUCCGCAAUGCGUCGACCACGCGCAAGAUUGAAUUCUUAGAAUCAAAGGGCCUUAGCGGCCACGAGAUCGAGGCGCUGCUUGGUGUCACCCGAAACGAGGAGGCUUCUUCAGUAGCUUCGGCAAAAGAAGACAAUAAUCGACAUCAAGGCCGCACGACUGCGCCGCCGGCAGAGAGUAGCACAAUCUCUCAGACGCAAACCUCAACCAUAUCCAACGCCACUGCCGCUGCGACCGCGUCAUCUUCCACUCAACGAGAUAUACCUCCCAUCAUAACCUACCCCGAAUUCCUUGUAAAUUCCUCCGCCCAAAACAACAAGCCUCCGCUUCUUUCCCUCCAUGGCCUUCUCUACACGCUAUACGCCGCAGCCGGUCUGGGCGCAACGAUCUAUGGUUCAAGCGAGUUCCUCGUAAAGCCCAUGUUGAAGACAUUGACUGAAUACCGCCAUGAGCUGGCCGAGUCCGCCCUGAGCAAUCUCGCUACUUUGAAUGAAAAGCUGGAGCAGAAUGUUUCGCAGGUUCCUCCGUACACGACCUCCAAGUCAAAGUCUGGAGACAAUGACGAUGUCGACGACGGCGACGACACCGAAUCAAUAACAUCAGACCCGACAGAACUUUUCCACAGAGAUGUUGCCACACAAACAUCCGCAGACUUAAUGACUGACGAGGCUGCAACAAAAAAUGACCCGAGUUCCUCAGAAGAAUCCAACACCAAAGUCAUUGAUACCCAUACGCAAAGCCUCUCCGUCCUCACCUCCCAUCUCAAAGAAUUUCUUUCCGACCAUACCUCCUCACGUGAAGUCGACGACUCUGCCCGGGAUAAAAUAUCGGAUUUACAAUCUUAUCUGGAUGGAUUGACAUAUUCGUCGUCAAGCAGCUACCUCGGGGGUAACUCCAUGUAUAACAUAUACGGCUCUUCCGGUGGCGAUGCAAAUCGGAAUAGAAGUGGGAGUACAGGGCGCAAAGAGGAAGACGCUAUUGCAACUUUCAAGGCUGAAAUCAGAGGCGUCAAAGGCGCCCUACUGAGUGCUCGAAAUUUCCCGGCAGGAAGAGCUGGCAUUACUAGAUAGGCUGUUGUUGGAUUCCUCCUACUUUGGUUUAUUUUAGCUAUAAGAUAUUAUUUUGUAUAACUACGCUACAGCGAUCAAAUGUGUGACCAGGUCAAUC
This is a messenger RNA of Talaromyces proteolyticus, 1483 nucleotides long. RefSeq names its product peroxisomal membrane anchor protein conserved region-domain-containing protein. Gene Ontology annotation, molecular function: signaling receptor binding. The record is from RefSeq and is a predicted model, not a curated record. The coding region runs from base 118 to 1386 and encodes 422 amino acids. The transcript has a single exon. Gene Ontology annotation, biological process: protein import into peroxisome matrix, docking. NCBI's taxonomy places the organism in Eukaryota, Fungi, Ascomycota, Eurotiomycetes, Eurotiales, Trichocomaceae. Gene Ontology annotation, cellular component: peroxisomal importomer complex; peroxisomal membrane.